GAAGAACACGACAUCCAUUCAGUAUGGGUGCAUGAUUAUCCACUGAUGAUGCUGCCACUGUUUCUGAAGAAGGCCAAACCACAUCUCUUCGUGGGCUUUUUCCUCCACUCUGUAUUCCCAAGUAGUGAGAUCUACAGGAUCUUUCCCUUCCGGCAGGAGCUGCUUCGCGGCUGUAUCGCCGCGGAUAUCAUCGGAUUUUUCAACUUCCAGUUCCUCCGACACUUUCAGACGUGCUGUACGCGAAUAUUAGGUACUUACUAACAGCUUUUUGUUUUUCAGUUUGAUGAUGAAAUGAAAAAUCGGAAAAUAGAUGAUGGUCCUCUACUUUUUCUUUCUGGUAUUCAACAGAGAAGGACCAAGACCAUCAUGAGAAGUAAGGAGUGUACGCGUCGAUAGAUUUUGGUACUACAAUCUCUAUAUUUUAUCUGACAAGUAGAAGUAAUUUAUUAUGAGCUGGUUGUACUUGUAUGAAUGUUUAAUAUUAUCUGCUGCUUUACCGGCGUGACUGUUAUGACUACAGGUGUCCAGUGUAAUCGGUCGAUAGUGGAAGCGAGCAAGGAGACGCAGGGGAAAGAAACGAAGCUGGCGGCUAUCCCGAUUGGGGAAGAUUUUGAGCUCUACGACAAGUGCUUGAACUCGGAGAAUGCUCUGGGUCGAAUAGAAGAGUUGCGGCAGAAGUUCGGCGGCCGACGGGUGGUGCUAGGGGUAGACAUGAUGGAGGAGCGCAAAGGGCUGCCACACAAGUUU
This is a messenger RNA of Amoebophrya sp. A25, 747 nucleotides long. Lineage: Eukaryota; Dinophyceae; Syndiniales; Amoebophryaceae. The record is from the annotation of a GenBank genome assembly.